Dalotia coriaria is the source of this 2697-nucleotide messenger RNA. RefSeq lists its product as uncharacterized. The transcript is spliced from 2 exons. Bases 125 to 2572 code for a protein of 815 amino acids. The record is from RefSeq and is a predicted model, not a curated record. Lineage: Eukaryota; Metazoa; Arthropoda; Insecta; Coleoptera; Staphylinidae.
UGCUCAUCUUCGCCACACGCGCGGAAUUUUUAUCUUCGUUUUAGUUUAAAAGUUGAAAAGUUUUAAAUUACACUUGAAUAGUGUUUGUUUUUCUCAAGAAGGAAGAAAAUGAAAUAAACAUAAAAUGAGAUUGCCAGUGUUAUUAUUCGCUAUCUUCGGCUUGGCAUGCGUGGUGCCGAGUUUUGCGAAGGAAAAGCGAGCAAUCGGAAGUGAUGACUUCCAGGGUUAUGAUUAUCCACGACCGGUGAUUCCGUUCGAGACGAAUCAGGUGUUUGUUCCGGUUCGUCAAACUACUCGGGCUCCUCCUCCACCUCCUCCACCACCGCCGAGGACUAGGCCUCCACCAGUGCAACAGGGUUAUAGUUAUCCGAAACCUACGAAUGUUUUUGAGAUAAAAACUAAUAAUGUUUAUGUGCCACCAAAGAAACCGGUUAAUGAUGGGUAUAUUUAUCCGACACCGUCUAAUAGAUUGGAGUAUUCGGUGCCUACUACUACUAGAAGACCACCCCCACCGCCACCACCGAGUACUACGAGGAGACCUCCUCCUCCACCAACUACAACCAGGAGACCUCCACCGCCACCUCCACCAACACCUAAAUCUGAUGGGUAUCAUUAUCCGAUUCCGUCAAAUAGAUUGGAAUAUAGUACUAGGAGACCACCACCACCAACUACUACAACUAGAAGGACUACUCCUAGGCCAACCCCUCCUCCACCUCCACCUACGACUAGGAGAACUACGCCAUUUGUAAAUACGUAUUUGCCUCCUUUGACUAGUCCUAGAACACCUCCGCCUCCUCCACCUCCUCCUCCACGUCCACCAACUACUACAACUAGGAGACCACCUCCUCGUGUUACCGAAGGGUAUAUUUAUCCAACCCCUUCGGAUGUAUUUGUGUAUACUCAAUCGACUACUAGAAGACCUACUACUACUACUACUAGAAGAACAACGACAACCAGAAGAACUACUCCAUUUGUUAAUACAUAUUUACCACCUGUGACUAAUCCAACAACAACUACAAGGAGACCUCCACCACCACCUACUACUACCAGGAGACCUCCACCUCCUCCUCCUCCACCAACACCUAAAAUUGGUUAUGAUUAUCCCAAACCAAUCAUUCCUUUUGAAGCUAAACGCAUUCCAACUUAUGUUCCGCCAGCUCCAAAAGUGAACAAUCAAUAUUUACCUCCUCCUACUACAAGAAGACCACCACCGCCUCCCACAACUAGAAGACCUCCGCCUCCUCCAACGAGACCCCCACCACCACCUACAACAAGGAGACCUCCACCUCCUCCAACAAGACCUCCACCACCCCCUACUACUACCAGAAGACCUCCACCUCCACCUCCUCCACCAACACCUAAAAUUGGCUAUGAUUAUCCCAAACCAAUAAUUCCUUUUGAAGCUAAACGCAUCCCAACUUAUGUUCCCCCUGCUCCUAAAGUGAACAAUCAAUAUUUACCACCUUCUACUACAAGAAGGCCACCUCCUCCACCAACAACAAGACCACCACCACCGCCACCUACUACCAGAAGACCUCCUCCUCCUCCACCACCAACUACACGAAGACCUCCACCACCACCACCCAUCACACCAAAAAGUGGAUACAGUUAUCCAAAACCUCAGAUUCCUUUUGAAGAUAAACCUAAACCUGUUUAUAUUGCCCCACCAAUUCCAAGAACUACACCAAAACCUCCACCUCCACCAAAAGUAAACAGAGAUUAUCUCCCCCCAGUUACUACAACCAGAAGACCUCCGCCACCUCCUCCUCCUACACCUAAAGUAAUCAUAGAUUAUCUACCACCUGUUACUACAACAAGAAGACCUCCACCACCACCAAUUGUUUUGGAAAACAGACCUACAACAACAUAUAUAUCUACAACACGUAGAACAACACCACGACCACCUCCUCCUACUACACCCAAAGUAAUCAGAGAAUAUCUUCCUCCAGUCACUACAACAAGAAGACCUCCACCUCCUCCACCACCAAUCCAGGUAGAAAACAGACCACCAACAACUUAUAUUAAAGUAAACAGGGAUUAUCUUCCACCACCAACCACAACCACCACAAGAAGACCAACAACUACUAGAAGACCAACUACUUCUGCUCCCAUUUACUUACCACCUGUAACACCAGUAGCGAAUAAUCCUCCAGUUGUACGUGUUCCACCACCAACAACAUCUCCGCCAAUUUACCUACCUCCAGUUACCACAACAACAACUAGAAGACCUUACACUCAACCACCCACAUACCUUCCACCUAAACCUCCAACAACUACAAGAAGACCACCACCACCUCCAACCUAUCUACCACCAGCACCCAGGACAACCACAACAACAAGACGUCCACCCCCACCACCUCCACCUCCAACAACAACCAAAAGACCUAUUAUUGAAUACCUACCACCUAAACCAACUGCAAUUGUACCACCUUACAAACCACAACCUAUAAACCCAAUCCCAACUUAUGCCCGCCCACCAACCACAACUCCAAAACCACAAGUCAGAGACUACCUACCACCUAAACAAGAUGGAUAUUCAUAUCCCAAGCCAUCAAUCCCAUUUGAUUUUUAAACCUAAUAUACCUAUUACAUAAACUACGUAUGAGUUUGUUUAUCAUUUACAUUAGUUUCAUUGUAAGAUAACUGAAUGUCUGGUAUGUCUCGAGAAUGAAUUAAAACAUGAUUAUUUACACAUUA